UGUCCCGGCGGCGCCAACUGAAGUGCCCGCCCGCCCGCCUGCCGACAUGCUGCGCCGCUCUUUGCUCUGCCUGGCCCUGGCCCUGCUGGCCCGCGCGGGCGCCGACGCCCCCGAGGAGGAGGAUCAUGUCCUGGUGCUCAAGAAGGGCAACUUCGAGGAGGCGCUGGCGGCCCACAAGUACCUGCUGGUGGAGUUCUACGCCCCGUGGUGUGGCCACUGCAAGGCCCUGGCCCCUGAGUACGCCAAAGCCGCCGGGAAGCUCAAGGCAGAAGGUUCCGAGAUCAGACUAGCCAAGGUGGACGCCACGGAGGAGUCGGACCUGGCCCAGCAGUACGGCGUUCGCGGCUACCCCACCAUCAAGUUCUUCAAGAACGGGGACACCGCGUCCCCCAGAGAGUACACAGCUGGCCGGGAGGCUGACGACAUCGUCAACUGGCUGAAGAAGCGCACAGGGCCUGCGGCCACCACGCUGGCAGACGUGGCCGCCGCCGAGGCCUUGGUGGAGUCUAGCGAGGUGACGGUUAUCGGCUUCUUCAAGGACGCGGAGUCAGACUUUGCCAAGCAGUUCCUGCUGGCGGCCGAGGCCGUCGAUGACGUCCCCUUCGGGAUCACAUCCAGCAGCGACGUCUUCUCCAAAUAUCAGCUAGACAAGGACGGGGUCGUCCUCUUCAAGAAGUUUGACGAGGGCCGGAACAACUUUGAUGGGGAGGUCACCAAGGAGAAGCUGCUGGACUUCAUCAAACACAACCAGCUGCCCCUGGUCAUCGAGUUCACGGAGCAGACGGCCCCAAAGAUUUUUGGAGGUGAAAUCAAGACCCACAUCUUACUGUUCCUGCCGAAGAGCGUGUCCGACUAUGAGGGCAAACUGAGUCACUUCAAAAAGGCUGCUGGUGGCUUCAAGGGCCAGAUCCUGUUUAUCUUCAUCGACAGUGAGAGCGCAGACAAUCAGCGCAUCCUGGAGUUCUUCGGGCUGAAGAAGGAGGAGUGCCCGGCUGUGCGCCUCAUCACGCUGGAGGAGGAAAUGACCAAGUACAAGCCUGAGUCCAGCGAGCUCACGGCCGAGACCAUCACCGACUUCUGCCACCGCUUCCUGGAGGGCAAGAUCAAGCCUCACCUCAUGAGCCAGGAGCUGCCCGAGGACUGGGACCGGCAGCCUGUGAAGGUGCUCGUGGGCAGGAACUUCGAGGAGGUGGCAUUCGACGAGAAGAAGAAUGUGUUUGUGGAGUUCUAUGCCCCCUGGUGCGGCCACUGCAAGCAGCUGGCCCCCAUCUGGGACAAGCUGGGGGAGACCUACAAAGACCAUGAGAACAUCGUCAUCGCCAAGAUGGACUCAACGGCCAAUGAGGUGGAGGCGGUGAAGGUGCACAGCUUCCCCACACUCAAGUUCUUCCCCGCCGGCCCAGGCAGGACGGUCAUCGACUACAACGGGGAGCGGACGCUGGAGGGCUUUAAAAAGUUCCUGGAAAGCGGCGGCCAGGACGGUGCCGGGGACGAUGACGACCUGGAGGACCUGGAGGAAGCCGAGGAGCCCGAUCUGGAGGAGGACGACGACCAGAAAGCCGUGAAGGAUGAGCUGUAGCGCAGUCUGGGCAUCGUACACUGGCGCGAGCACGCGCACACCGCCAUCUGCGAGCAAGGGAGCGUCGGAACCGCAGGGACCUCUCGGGCACACCCACCGCCCUGCCCGCAGUGGGGCUCCGGGGACCGGGGCGGGCCUUGUUUUUAAUUGUGAUGUACUUUUUUGUACGUUUGUCCAGAGCUCGCUGAAGUCUCCUUGGGGUCUCGUACUGGCACUGUCCCCCCUAUCCGCCCCAUCAGAGCUGCCCCCUCGCUCGGCUCUGCCCCUCAUGGGCUCUGAUGCCAACCUCAGGCUGUCUCUGUCUGUAGCGGCCACGCUGGGGCCUGUCCCGUCCCUCAUCCGGGCCAGAGGUGCCAGGAGCAUGUGAUCCUGUGUCUGGCACCCCGCACCCCUGCCCGAGGAGGUGGCUGCCUGUGGGGCCCGCCUGCCCCUGCGCCCUCCCCACCCCAGGGGCUGCAGUGCGAUGGGGCCGUGUGGGCAGGCGGCCCCUUGCCCUGCAGGCCACCAGCUGGGGUCCUCCCCAGUCAGGCAGGGCCCAGACAUUCUCACCAUUUCUGCCUCAGAACUGGGAUUGAACACAUUGGCCAAAUAAAAUUGGGACUGUC
Molecule: messenger RNA, 2184 nt
Organism: Sorex fumeus (smoky shrew)
Lineage: Eukaryota; Metazoa; Chordata; Mammalia; Eulipotyphla; Soricidae
Gene: P4HB
Product: prolyl 4-hydroxylase subunit beta
Exons: 11
Coding region: 47-1579 (510 amino acids)
Biological process (GO): response to endoplasmic reticulum stress; protein folding
Cellular component (GO): endoplasmic reticulum; external side of plasma membrane
Molecular function (GO): protein disulfide isomerase activity
Source: RefSeq, a predicted model, not a curated record